This is a messenger RNA of Gongylonema pulchrum, 1404 nucleotides long. Lineage: Eukaryota; Metazoa; Nematoda; Chromadorea; Rhabditida; Gongylonematidae. The record is from the annotation of a GenBank genome assembly.
AUGACUGCUCUGUCGCAGGAGGAGAUUUUGCAGAGCACACGUACGGGAUUGAAUGCCGACGAAUCGGCACUGAUCGAGGAGAAGGCACACAUUGUGGACAGGAAUCUGGAGAUGCUUCGUCUCGGCAUCGAAGAAGCACAGGUGAUGGUUGCGUUAGCGGGGCAUCUGCAGACUGUUGAAGCGGAGAAGCAAAAAUUAAAAGCACAGGUGCGAAGGUUGUGUCAGGAGAAUGCAUGGCUCAGGGACGAACUGAAUUCCACACAGCAAAAACUACAAGCCAGUGGACAGCAAGUGGCACAACUGGAGGAAGAAAAGAAGCACUUGGAGUAUAUGAAUUCGAUAAAAAAAUACGAUGACCAAGAGGAAAAUGAUAAGAGUGUGGAUCAUAGUGACACUCGCAAUGACAAUACCCUGCAGGAUCUAGGCUUUGGCCCGGAAGAGGACGAAGAAAUGAGUGGUAAAGAACCAACAUUUCCUUAUAAAAUUGAUUUGCAGGACAUAUGGCCGGACAGUUUGCUCAUCCAACACCGGCGCAUUCGAUGGCUGCAAGUGAUCCAGUAUGCAUCGCAAGGAAGAUACGAAGUAGCGGUACCGUUGUGCAAGCAAGCUUUGGAGGACCUGGAGAAGACCAGUGGACACGAUCAUCCGGACGUUGCCACCAUGCUCAAUAUUCUUGCGCUUGUUUAUCGUGACCAAAACAAGUAUAAGGAAGCAGCAAAUUUGCUGAACGAAGCGCUGCAUAUCCGUGAGAAAUGUCUCGGUGAAAGUCAUCCUGCUGUUGCCGCAACACUAAACAAUCUUGCCGUACUGUACGGAAAACGGGGCAAAUAUAAGGACGCUGAACCGCUGUGCAAGAGAGCGCUAGAAAUUCGUGAAAAUGUGCUUGGUGCAGAUCAUCCGGAUGUCGCAAAACAGCUGAACAAUCUUGCUUUGCUUUGUCAAAAUCAAGGCAAAUAUGAUGAAGUUGAACGGUAUUAUAAGCGAGCGCUUGAGAUCUAUGAAGCGAAAUUAGGCCCUGAUGAUCCAAAUGUGGCGAAAACCAAGAACAAUCUCUCAUCUGCUUAUCUCAAACAAGGCAAAUACAAGGACGCGGAAAUUCUUUACAAGCAGAUACUGACUCGAGCGCAUGAGCGUGAAUUUGGUAAGAUAGCCGACGAUAACAAGCCAAUUUGGCAGAUUGCUGAAGAUCGUGAAGAACAUAAACAUAAAGGUGAUGACACAAGCACGUAUCAAGAAUAUGGCGGAUGGCAUAAAGCUGCAAAAGUUGAUAGCCCAACGGUCACCACCACAUUAAAAAAUCUCGGAGCGUUAUACAGACGACAAGGCAAAUAUGAAGCAGCAGAAACUCUUGAAGAUGCAGCACUCCGGGCCAAAAAACAAACUUCGGCACUUUCGUUUGGCUAG